GGCGCCGCUGUCCGGCUCCCGGUGCUGAAUCCGCCGCUCGCUCCGCAGCCCCGGGGCGGGAGAGCCGCCCGCUGCCCUGCAGCCAUCUCCUGGAGGGCUUGGAGGAGCAAGUUUACCCCUGGAAGGCAGAGCACGGAGGGAAGGGGACGGAUCUCGCGGCCAGCCCAGGGAGCUGGAGUGGAAACAGGUUGUUUGCAUCUCGGCGUGGGAGGAAGGGGCGGCUCUGGCAGCCAGCGAGCCCAAUGCGGGCUCUGGGAACGGGGAUGGAGCUGCCGCUUCUCCACCCAGUGAUGUGCUGAAGGAAAUGGACAGAGAAUUUCUGCAGGAAGCUUUGCUCCCAGAUCGUGUCUUCCCGGGAAGCCAAAGUGCUCCCCGAGCUUCUGAAGUUCCAGCAGUUGCUAGCUUGGCUUGGGGUUAACCACAGCAAGGUUCGUCUGCACGAGUCCCAGUUUGUUUUUUGCUUCUCUGCAUACACACGGUCAGGAAAAGUGCCCCUGAAUACUGAAAAGUCUCUUUGGAAACCCGGGAGAGCUCAGAAGAAACCACGGUGGAGAGUUGUGGUGUUUUGGAUAUAUUUGGCACAAAGUACUGCCGCCUCUGCUCGAGAAAUUCAUAUGGCUUGAAGAGUGGAGCUGGGACCUGGCAAGCUCAUCUUCAUGGAUCCCCUAAACCUUUCCUGGUACAACAGUGACACUGGGGACAGGAACUGGAGCAAGCCGCUCAACGAGUCCAGUGCAGACCAGAAGCCUCAGUAUAACUACUAUGCUGUGCUGCUCACCCUCCUCAUCUUUGUCAUUGUGUUUGGCAAUGUGUUGGUCUGCAUGGCUGUGUCCAGGGAGAAAGCCCUGCAGACCACCACCAAUUACCUGAUCGUCAGCCUGGCAGUGGCGGAUCUCCUGGUGGCCACACUGGUCAUGCCCUGGGUGGUCUAUCUGGAGGUGGUUGGGGAGUGGAGGUUCAGUCGGAUCCACUGUGAUAUCUUCGUCACCCUCGAUGUCAUGAUGUGCACCGCCAGUAUCCUGAACCUCUGUGCCAUCAGCAUUGACAGGUACACAGCCGUAGCGAUGCCAAUGCUGUACAACACCCGCUACAGCUCCAAGCGCCGUGUCACCCUCAUGAUUGCCGUGGUCUGGGUGCUCUCAUUUGCCAUCUCCAGCCCAAUCCUGUUUGGCCUCAACAAGGCAGAUGAGAAGGAAUGCAUCAUUGCCAAUCCUGCCUUCGUUGUGUAUUCCUCCGUUGUCUCCUUCUAUGUCCCCUUCAUCGUCACCCUGCUAGUGUAUGUGCAGAUCUACAUCGUGCUCCGCAAGCGCAGGAAGCGCGUCACCACCAAGCGCAGCAGCCACGGCCUGGACUCAGACACGCAUGCGCCUCUGAAGGACAAAUGCACUCAUCCAGAAGACGUGAAGCUCUGCACAGUUAUUGUGAAGUCCAAUGGGAGUUUCCAAGUUAAUAAGCGCAAAGUGGAGGCGGAAAGUCACAUAGACAUGGAAAUGGAGAUGGUGUCCAGUACCAGCCCCCCUGAGAGAAUGCUUGCCAAGCCAGCAGCACCAAGCAACCACCAGCUGGUUGUACCCAUUGUCUCUAGACGGUGCACCUUGGACAGCCCUGGGAAAGUAGAGAAGAAUGGACAUGCCAAAGAAAACCUACACACGGCCAAGGCCUUUGAGAUCCAGUCCAUGCCUAACGGCAAGACGAGGAGCACUCUUCUCAAGGCUAUGAACAGGAGAAAAAUCUCACAGCAGAAAGAGAAGAAAGCCACCCAGAUGCUAGCCAUCGUACUUGGUGUUUUCAUCAUCUGCUGGCUCCCGUUCUUCAUCACUCACAUCUUGAACAUGCACUGCGAUUGCAACAUCCCCCCAGCGAUGUACAGCGCCUUUACGUGGCUUGGAUAUGUCAACAGUGCUGUCAAUCCAAUUAUUUACACCACCUUCAAUAUUGAAUUUCGCAAGGCUUUCAUGAAGAUCCUCCACUGUUAAAAGUAAAAACAUUAACCACACUUUUACGAAUGAGAAGCAGAAUCCAAUGCCAUUCACGCGCACAAACAGGCAGCCAUGGAGAGGUCUCGAGCUCUUGUGCUGGGCAUGAGGAGUGCAGUGCCACGGAGUGCCGUGCCCACACACCUCUUGGCAGGGAGAUCAUGAGGAUCUUCAUACUGAGGUUCUCCCACCCUUUGGGGCAACCUGGAUAUCCAUCCCAGGGGCACUUCUAAGAGCUACCCUCACACUGUGUUUGAAGUGGAAGCAAAAAUCGAGACACACUCGCUUGAUUCUUGCCUGUGGCCAUCUAACCUUGAGUGCAUUAAACACAGACACUCGUAGAGCCGUGUGCAGGCAGUGAUGAGUCACUGCUGCUGGCUCACACAUGGAGUCACUGAUAUGAUUCUCACCAAAGACAAGAGCAUCUUCUCUGCUUUGCAAUAGGAGCCAGACAGAGCUUGCAGAAACUCCAUACAAUAUCUUUGCCUUCACCUCCAGCUGACUUACCCAGUAUCAAACAUCUGCAGCCCUGAGGGAAAACAUACAUACAAAUUUAAGAGGCCCCAAGGUGGGUUAAGAAGGCACUGCCACCUACGGAUCCAACCCCUGCAUCAAGCAAUGGGCAGAAGGAGGAGGAGAAGCAUAAGUCUCAUGCAGGACCAUUACAUCAAUGUAAAUAUGAGUAAAUAGGAUGAAUUGAACAGAAGCCCAAGCCAAAAAAUAAAAGGAGAGAAAUUAAAGAAGUGAUACUUUGUACUGCACAGUAUACACUCGGAUCAAACAAGAUGCCAACCAUCACUGAUGGUCAGCCAGCCCAGCAGCAAUUUCUACCCACCAGCAUUUCAUCUCCAGACUCUCUCAAGAAGUAAAAGCCAGGUGAGGAGUGAUAGCACGAUGAAUGUAGAGACAUGAAGACUGUGCCAGGGGAGACUGUGCAUCUGGGGCCACAUCCAUGUCAGAUGUGAACUCUGACAGAACAAGUUAGGUCCAGUUCUUCCCACCUAACUUUAAGGCACCAUAAAGCCAAGUAUCACCUCAGAUAUUAUUUACCUAUGUUUCUCAACAGAGAGUGUGCAAAGUAACGUCGUGCCUAAUUUAAAUUAGCAGAAAAUGAGAUCAAGACUGUAUUUUGGAAAAAAAGCCAGAAUAAAAGCCCAAGAAAGUCCCUAGCUAGACCUGCUCUGUGUCCAGGUGGGACUCUGGAUGGGUCCAUGUAGAUGUUUCCAGCAUCUUUCACCCCCUACUGUGUUUCGUAGUUUAAAACAAAUGGAAAUCCAUAACAGCAUAAUGUCCCCAUGCUGACUUUGGCAUUGGCAAAUCCACUUUAUGCUUAUCAUACUCAGUUCACAAUAUAUUUUAUAAUAUCUCUGUAAAUAAAAUACGGUAAAUGAAUAAAAUGACAUGGAAAUAGGUCUGGCUAGAAACUCGUGUAGGCUCUGGAGAGCUUGAUGAUGACAAUAGCCAUAUGCAGAGGCAGGCUCCCUCAUUCCAAUCAUCUGCUGUUUCCUAGAGAAGUUAAAGCAAUCCAGAGAGCAAUAUAAUCCCCUUUUUCUCUAUGCACCUUGUGGAAUAUCCACGCAGUUUCUGCUUUAGAACCCUGCCAAGCAGUGCUUCUUUUAUUAUCUGUUUUUCCUAUUUGGUUAACAAAGUGUUUUCCCAUGGGAUGGGCUGCACAGGCUGUGUGUGUUCCAGCUGUACAUCAAGGAGAGACUGCAUCAGGCAGCUGCAAUGCAUGCUCUCAGUUGUCUUCUGGAACCAAGGCAGGAGUCCCACCUUGAUCCAAAGCUUUCCCAUCUAAUCCUCUGUUCCUGGAAGAAGCUGAUAACCAGUGUUAUUAGUGUUUUGCCCAUGGGCUUUUAUAACAUUUGAAUGUGGCUGUUCAAAGUCUGGUCACAGCUAUAAAUUUAAAUUACAGAUGCCUGAAUGUGUAACUCAAGAGGUCUCAGGCACAGAAAAGUUUCAAGCAGGUACGUGCACGCAGUGGUGGGAAUCAGUUCAGACUGUUCUUAAUUGAAAGAUUCAACUGAAUGAGUUUAACUGCAUUGAAUUGAAUUGCAUUGAAUGAGGAAAAAAACACUGAUAAGCCAAUGCUUAUUUUUCUAUCACAUUUACAAAAGCAGAAAUGUGCCAUUUGUGAAUUGCCAGGUGAGGAGCUGAAUCAAAACAGAAAAUAAUAUGCAUGUACAGAAAAAAACACCAAAACAAUUAAAGCAUUUGGAAGUUGCCAUAGUUGAUAUUUCCUCUGUACUAACGCCUGGUGUGGGCCCUGAAUGUGGAUAAAAUCUCAACCUUGUGCCAUAACUUUACCUUCUGUUCAGUGUUAACUCAGAGUAGGACAAAACCACCACCUGCACUUGCUUUCUGAAUACAGCUCAACACACCCAAAUUCGAGUCCAUCUAGUGAUGAGCAGCUCUUCCAAAACAUCAUCAGGAGAAAGAAAUUCUCAGAAGGAGCCUGUUUUCUUCUUGAAUUUGUUAAUUAGGAUAAAGAAGGAUGGGUAUAUUUUCAUAGAGAAGGUAUAUUUUCAUAGAGAAGUCUUUUUUGAAAAGAAUUACCUGCAGCCCACCACCAUGGGUAGACCUCAUUGCAGCCUUCCAGUACUUGGAGUUUACAAGCAGGAGAGAAAUGCCUUUUUACAUGGGCUGAUAGUGACAGCAUUUGGGACUUAAAAGAGGAGAGAUUUAGCUUGCAUUAGGAAGCAAUCCUUUCCUCAGAGGGCAAUGAGGUGCUGGCACUGCUGCCCAGAGAGCUGUGGGUGCCCCAUCCCUGCAGGUGGAUGGGGCCCUGGGCAGCCUGAGCUGGUGGGGGGCAGCCCUGCCCAUGGCCAGGGAUGGCACUGGGUGGGCUUUGAGGUCCCCUCCAACCUGGGCAUUUCUGUGAUGACCUUUAAUCUCAAUGAGGUUUUAAGCCACCUGCUCCUAACACUCUGGACUCAGAAGUGUUCUGUGGGAAUAUCUGUAUCCCUUCUGUCCUUGGGAAGGCAGCAAUGUCAUGUCUGCUUAUCUCUGCAGCAGCUUUGCCUUUCCCAAAAGCACUCACUCUUAGAGAACAAGCUUAAAGCACUUUCUGUCUAUGAACUGAGCUUCCACAGCUCUGUGAAAAGACAAGAGCUCAUCACCUGUGGCUUUACACAGAAUGAACAAUUGCCAAAGGCAAGGGCAGCCUGUACUGGCACAGCACCUGGCAUGGUGACAUCCAGCCCCUCACAGUGAUAAGGCGGCUACAGUGCACGGGGCAUUGAGGUCUCCUGCCGCAGACCUGGCCACAAUAUUGAACACAAUAUGAGAAGGUUUCUUUCUCUGCUGCAAGGUGAAUUCUGCUCAGAAACACUUGUUACAACCCUUUGCUGCAGUCCCUGUUUUGUGAUUCAGCAUUUGUGUUUGAAGCUUUAGUUUUGCUUAUGGAGUCUUCCCAUUCCCGCGUUUCCUCCAUGGCUCACGUCCACACUGCAGUGUAGCAAAGCAGCUGGGGGACCUUCUGCCUGCACUGAUGCUUCCCUGCUUGCUCCCGCUGCAGCUGUGGGUCUGUUGAUCCUCCUGAUCAUUGAAUCUUGCUGAAAGAAAAAGGAGAGCAGAAAAACAAAACAAAACAAAAAGCCACUACCUCUGUGGUGAACAACUCCAGUGAAAACAUGGCUCCUGGAGAGUCAGGAAUGUACAUUACCCAUCAGCAGUACAUGUGAAGGCAACAAAUGUUUUCAUCCAACACUGUAAUUAAAGAGAGACUUGCACAAGCUA
Coturnix japonica (Japanese quail) is the source of this 5714-nucleotide messenger RNA. RefSeq names its product dopamine receptor D2 (gene DRD2). Gene Ontology annotation, molecular function: dopamine neurotransmitter receptor activity, coupled via Gi/Go; G protein-coupled receptor activity. The record is from RefSeq and is a predicted model, not a curated record. NCBI's taxonomy places the organism in Eukaryota, Metazoa, Chordata, Aves, Galliformes, Phasianidae. Gene Ontology annotation, cellular component: presynaptic membrane; glutamatergic synapse; plasma membrane. Gene Ontology annotation, biological process: regulation of dopamine secretion; negative regulation of adenylate cyclase activity; negative regulation of synaptic transmission, glutamatergic.